AUGUUCCUGCAGGGCAGAGCCAAGGUGAGACAGCAGACUGCAGAGAUGGGAGACCUGCGCACGAGCACGAGACUUUGGGAGUUUGGUACGGCACGAGGGCGAAUCCGGAGGCAAGGCGGCUUCGGCCUUCGAUAUUUGGACCCCGAAUUCCGAAUUGCGAAGGUGGCGCCUGCUGGCAAGUACUAUAUUACCCGAUCGUCUGUCCCAUCAUCUCCGCAUCCUCCCUCCCCUCCUCCCGACUCCCGUCGACGUUCACGACGACGAGCACGAGCUUCCUCUCGACUAGCAGGCUCUAGACUUGUCGUGUUCCCCCCCUCUUCCCCUCAUCCGGGUCAUUGUAUAUUCAUCCUGGCUUCUUCCUGGUCAGACUACGAUCCGAACAUGGCUGCUGCUCAACCCAUCGCUUUCCCAUCUUCGGACAACAACGAUAUCUUCAUGGGCACUGGCUCCUUCACCGGCCAGCAAGGUUCCCUUAAUCCUGCAUCCUACACCCGUCGCUUCCUGGGUUCUCCAAUAUCAUGGCGCGCGGGCUCCUUCGGCAGCCGGUUCUAUCCUGGCGUGUCACCCGGACAGCUCUUGGGGCCACUAGAUCCGAAUGAGUUCAAAUUCGGAAGAAUGUCCUCGUCUAUAGAAAGCGAUCACGGUUCCAUUGUGAACGCCUUCAGUGCAUUCGAACGCCAGGACGAGCUGUGUCGUGAUUAUCAAUGCUGUGGCUUGAACCUGACGGACUUACACGCCCUCGUGGAACACUUCGAGGAGUGCCACGUCGUGGUUGUGGAUCCGUAUGCUCCGCAAGUGCCGAUGACUCCUGUCGCGCCACAGCCCCAAGCUUCGUACCUCUCUGAAGCCCGUGGCGUUCCAGCGCCGAUGUACCAUCAGGGUUCCUUCGAUCCUGACGACAUGGAGCUCGACAUGGACCACGCUAGCGCUCCGUCGUCGGGAGCCCCCUCUCCACCAGACACUCCAAUCUCGACGCCACUCUCUGCCUAUCCAAGCUCGUCGAUGUACGGUGGCUCUGCCCCAGCAUCCACAUGCUCGUCACCGCAUCCCGCGCCGAUCUCGGCGUUCGACACGACCACUGUUCUCCCGUCACGCUCGGGACAUUCUUCGCUUGCUGUCGCAUUUUCGCCUGCUAUGCGUUCCUCGAUUACCGGUCAGGAACCGUUCAACGCGUACGCGUAUUCUGAUUAUUCGACCCUCUUGCCAGGUGCACACGCACCUUCUGCUAUGCCCACCACCUCGGCCUCGCAAGACUCCUCGCAGUCGGAUCCUAACCAUUACGGCAUGCGCUCAACGUGCUUACCCCCGGCUCUUCUCUUGAAUGACAGCACGGGAUCGACCCCUGACAGCACGCCGGCCUCUUCACGCGUCACCUCGCCGGCCCCCGCUACCUCGACGUUCCGCAGCGCAGCGCAGCCGUCCACGUCAACAUCGACAGCGACUGCCAACCAGACUGCGCGCGCAAGUACUACGUUGUCGCGCCCUGCUACGUCUCUGCUCCUUUCCAAGCCCUUCCGGUGUCCGAAGCCAAACUGCAACAAGUCGUACAAGCAGGCGAACGGUCUCAAGUACCACAUGACGCACGGGUCCUGUAACUUUGCGCCGCCGAAGGACCUCGAGCAUAUACAGGCUUUGCUCGCGUCGAAGCGCAAGGAUCAGGAUGGCGAGGUUAUUAGCGAUGCGGAGCUGCGCGAGGUUGAGAAGGAGGCCGAACGGAGAUUACGGCCGUACGCGUGCGGUAUCGGCGAGUGUCAGAGGCGGUACAAGAACAUGAAUGGUCUCAGAUAUCAUUACCAGCACUCCGGCGACCACGGCGCGAUCGGGCUGGCACUGCUCGCGAGCGGACAGCAUGAGUGUCUGCAGCACAACAAGUCGCAUUCCACUCACUCUUCACGGCACUCGACGCCGUCUAUGGCCUCUGCUUCGAACACGUCAUCGCCUCUUGCUACGCCAUCGAUAUCGCGGGCUCCCUCUGCGACCAGUUACGUUACGGCGUCCGUGCUCCCGCCAUCGUAUCAGUCCGUAUCGAUGGUGCCUCCAGCGUACGGUGUGCAGCAGGAGCAGCUUGGUGCCCCCAUCAACGCGGUCCCCUCUUACCUGAUGUCCAAGUGA
Molecule: messenger RNA, 2112 nt
Organism: Sparassis crispa
Lineage: Eukaryota; Fungi; Basidiomycota; Agaricomycetes; Polyporales; Sparassidaceae
Exons: 5
Coding region: 1-2112 (703 amino acids)
Cellular component (GO): nucleus
Source: RefSeq, a predicted model, not a curated record